Messenger RNA from Epithele typhae, 333 nucleotides. RefSeq names its product PHF5-like protein. The transcript has 6 exons. Gene Ontology annotation, biological process: mRNA splicing, via spliceosome. The coding region runs from base 1 to 333 and encodes 110 amino acids. NCBI's taxonomy places the organism in Eukaryota, Fungi, Basidiomycota, Agaricomycetes, Polyporales, Epitheliaceae. Gene Ontology annotation, cellular component: U2 snRNP; catalytic step 2 spliceosome; precatalytic spliceosome. The record is from RefSeq and is a predicted model, not a curated record.
AUGUCCAAACAUCAUCCCGAUCUCAUCAUGUGCAGGCGUCAGCCUGGAAUCGCCAUCGGACGUCUCUGUGAGAAGUGUGACGGAAAGUGCCCGGUCUGUGAUUCCUACGUACGCCCCGAGACCCUUGUUCGCAUUUGUGACGAGUGCAACUUUGGCACAUAUGGUGGACGGUGUAUCAUCUGUGGAUCUCCUGGGAUAUCUGACGCCUAUUAUUGUGCGGAGUGUACGAGGCUAGAGAAGGACCGGGAUGGGUGCCCGAAGAUCGUGAACCUGGGCGCGAGCAGAACGGACUUGUUCUAUGAGAGGCGGCGUUUAGGGUUCAAGAAGGGCUAG